AGCGUCGACCAGUGCCAGCUCUCUGCACCGCCGCGUUCUGACACAGCACAGGCCGGGCAUUUUCUUCCCCACAGCUGGAGCUGAGCCUGAUUUAUGGCCUGAGAUGCCCCACGACGCACCUGGUAUAUGGCUUUGAUGUGAACACAGUGGCAGUGCUCCCUGCUCUUCUUUGAGAGCUGUACUGUAUUCGUCCCCUCACCACACUCUUCCCAAGGCACAGAAUGGAGUUUGCAGAGUUGAUAAAGACCCCCCGGGUGGAUGGUGUGGUCCUGCACCGGCCCUUUCUCCCCACCGUGGAAGGAACUCUGUGUUUAACCGGCCACCAUCUCAUCCUGUCCUCGCGCCAAGACAACACUGAGGAGCUCUGGCUGCUCCAUGCCAACAUUGACGCUAUUGAGAAGAGGUUUGUCGGCUCUCUCGGCUCAAUUAUCGUGAAAUGCAAGGACCUGAGGAUUAUUCAGUUGGACAUACCCGGCAUGGAGGAGUGUCUCAACAUCGCAAACUCCAUUGAAGCAUUGUCAACACUCGAUUCAGCCUCCCUGAUGUAUCCUUUUUUCUAUCGGCCCAUGUUUGAGAUCAUCGACGAUGGGUGGCAGUUGUUUUCACCAGAAGAGGCCUUCAGAGAUCUAGAAUCGAUGACGGACGAGUGGAGGCUUAGUGAAGUGAAUAAAGAUUUCAUUGUUUGCUCCUCCUACCCUUCGUUGGUGGCUGUACCCAAGGAAAUAGAUGAUGACACACUGUGCAAAGCUGCCGCGUUUCGCCACGGCGGACGCUUCCCGGUGCUCAGCUACUACCACAAGAAGAACGGCAUGGUGAUGAUGCGAGCAGGGCAGCCUCUGACUGGCACAAAUGGACGCCGCUGUAAGGAAGAUGAGAAGUUGAUCAACGCUACGCUCCGUGCAGGGAAACGUGGCUACAUCAUCGACACGCGCACUGCUGCUGUAGCACAGCAGGCUAAGGCCCGUGGAGGCGGAUAUGAACUGGAGGCAAACUACCCACAGUGGAGGAGAAUCAACAAGGCUGUAGAGAGGUCGAAUUUUCUACAGGAGAGCUUGAUAAAGCUGGUGGAGGCGUGUAAUGACCACUCGAACAGCAUGGACCGCUGGCUUAGCAAACUGGAGGCCUCCAACUGGCAGAGUCAUGUUAAAGAGAUCCUCACCACUGCUUGCCUGGCUGCUCAGUGCAUUGAUAGAGAAGGUGCAUCUGUGCUCGUCCAUGGAACAGAAGGCACUGACUCCACACUGCAGGUCACUUCUCUAGCCCAGAUCAUUUUGGAUACAGGCUGCAGGACAAUUCGGGGCUUCCAGGCUCUCAUAGAGCGUGAAUGGCUGCAGGCAGGUCACCCGUUCCAGCAGCGCUGCACCCAGUCUGCGUAUUCCAACGGGAAGCCGAGGAGUGAAGCGCCUGUGUUCUUGCUCUUCCUGGACUGUGUGUGGCAGAUCCUACGCCAGUUUCCUUGCUCCUUCCAAUUUAAUGAACACUUUCUGGUCACUUUGUUUGAACACACCUACGCCUCGCAGUUUGGCACUUUCCUGGGAAACAGCGCAGCCGAGAGGGUAAAGUUGGAGCUCUGUCAAAAGACUGUGUCCCUGUGGUCAUGGAUGAACAGGCCCCAGGAGUUGGAGCGCUUCCUUAACCCUCUAUAUGAGGCCAACAGUCUUGUGAUCUGGCCAUCUGUAGCUCCGCAGAGUCUGCUGCUGUGGGAGGGAGUGUUCCUACGCUGGAAUCGCUCAAGCAAAUGUCUGGACGAGGCAUACGAGGAGAUGGUCCAUAUUAUCGAAUACAAUAAGGAGCUACAGAAUAAAGUGAACAGCCUCCGGAGACAGCUUGCUCAACUAGAGACUGAGGACGGCCCUCUACAGAGUCCGUAGAUAUGCAUCUUGAUCUUACUGAGAAAAUCUGAACGGAGCCAUUCAGAGUUUUGGGGGUUCCUAUUCAGCACUACUGAAAUUUAUUCUGACCCGUUCAUGCAUGCAUGUAUGUAGACACGUGUACACACUGACACGCAUCAGUCAAAGUCAGACACUCUAUCUAUGUGUAGAGGGUUUUUCUUUUUUCCAAUUUAUCCUCUCAUUUUUCUCUCUCAAAGUUCUCUUCACCCUUCAAUCAGUGCCAAUUCAGGUGCUUACACACUCCUGGAGAAAAUCUUUGACAUUAUUAAACAUAUUUGUAGCUGUUUAGCUACUUUACACACUAAGUUGAUCAGCUUGUACACGUGUAGGUGGUUGGAUGUGAGCAGCUGUAACCAAGUUUGCGGUUCUUUUUUUUUCACACAGAAAUGGAGGCUUUGGUCAGUGUUUGCCCAAAAGCAAUUUGCUUAAGAAAUGAUGUAAUAAGGGAAAUGCUAAAUGCUUUAGUUAGAGAAGUAGUAACUGUUCUGUUUAAAAAAAAGAAUCUUGUGGCUUUUGCACACUUUGUUUCAAAGUGCCGUGAUUUCCUGCAGCACAUAUACAUGUGCUUAUCACAAAAACAAACAAAAACUGAAAAUUCUUGUCAAUGUUGGUAAAUUCAAGACAUUCACCACAGGGUUUGACGGCACUUUACAUGCUGUGGUCAUCAUUCCUGUUUUUCUUAAAAAGCGUUCUUACCAAUCAAACGUAGACAUUCCUUGAUGUUGCAAUGGUUACACACACACACACACACACACACACACACACACACACACACACACACCUCUAAAACCAAUACUUAGUUACAUGUCCCUUGUGUCUGUGAACAGUACCGUGUCUGUGCUGUAGAUGCUGCACGUUAAAAAGCUAUUGUUUGUGGCGGUGUUGGUGAAUAAGACUUUCACAUUUGAUUACAGAUAAUGGUUUGAAGGUUUCUGGCUUUACCACUUUACCACAAAGUUAACACUUUAUUUGUAUAAUUAGGCCAUAUUGCUUAUCAUUUGGCCAGUAUUGUGUGCCACACCCACAUGAGUGUUGUCUGGGUUGUUCACAGAAUUCAUGCUGAUUUGUCUUGCUUUAAGGGAUGUGAAGUGUCAUGCGUUCAGUGGCAACAGUUUAGAGACAGUUUAUUUGGAUGUGUGUUGUACUGUAUAUAUUCACAGUUUGACAGAAAAAGCAUGUUUAGGGUAAUGUUGUGUUUUUUUUUUUUUUUUAAUGAAUAUAUAAAUUCCUCUGUGCAAUGCAUCUCCUAAGAAAGUAAACAUGCUUUUUUUAACCUAAUUUCAUUGAUUUGUAUUUUAGCGAUCAAGUGCAUCACAUGUUCAUGUACAUUAUCUUUGUUUUAUUUUUUGGGCAUUAAAAUGUUCUGUUGGUGCAUAACCUGAUUAAACAAACACUUAAUAAAGUUAUAUCAUGGUAUUA
Messenger RNA from Silurus meridionalis, 3311 nucleotides. RefSeq names its product myotubularin related protein 9 (gene mtmr9). Gene Ontology annotation, biological process: negative regulation of autophagy. The transcript is spliced from 11 exons. NCBI's taxonomy places the organism in Eukaryota, Metazoa, Chordata, Actinopteri, Siluriformes, Siluridae. The record is from RefSeq and is a predicted model, not a curated record. The coding region runs from base 222 to 1871 and encodes 549 amino acids.